AAUAUCGGCACCAGCUUGUCUUUAGGGUAUUAGUGGCUCUUGAUUGUUGCACUGAAGUUGAACUGUUUGUGCAUGCUGAUGUGGAUUUAUGUGCUUAAGAAUUUCCACGGCCCUUGUAAAGUGAGCAGGGAGAGUUUCUCUUGACUACGUGUCGACCUUGGUGAUAUAUGCAUAUAUUUAUAAACAAUGCAGUUAAGAUUCAACUUCAUUGUGCUAUUUUUGUUCUUUGUGGUGGCAUUGUUCAUAUGUGUUGGAGCAGAGUCUGAAAGUGACAUUCUGCAUAGAAUAAGAGCUGCGCCACACAAAGAUAUUCGAAGUAAUGUUAUAGAUGGUGCUGGUACAGGGAAUGAUGUACACUUUGAGGAUACCAAUAAAGUACUGGGUGAGAGAAAGGGUACUUACAGUAGAGUUUCAGUCUCUGCAGUUGCAUUGUUUACGUUGGUGAUGGCUGCUGCCACUGGUUUAGGUGCGGUUCCUUUCUUUUUUGUGGAGCUUGAUCCUCACUGGGCUGGAAUAUGCAAUGGGAUGGCUGCUGGUGUUAUGUUGGCUGCAAGCUUUGAUCUCAUACAGGAAGGACAGGAGCAUGGUGCUGGAAAUUGGGUUGUUAUUGGGAUUUUAGCAGGUGGCAUUUUUAUUUUACUCUGUAAGAAGUGUCUUGAACAGUAUGGAGAAGUUAGCAUGUUGGACAUAAAGGGUGCAGAUGCAACAAAAGUUGUUCUUGUUAUUGGAAUUAUGACUCUUCAUUCUUUUGGGGAGGGCUCUGGUGUUGGAGUUUCAUUUGCAGGAUCAAAGGGUUUCACUCAAGGCCUGCUGGUUACUUUGGCUAUAGCUGUACAUAACAUACCAGAAGGAUUAGCUGUGAGUAUGGUGCUUGCAUCUAGAGGGGUCUCUCCACAAAAUGCAAUGCUGUGGAGUGUCAUUACAUCCUUACCUCAGCCCAUUGUAGCAGUUCCCUCUUUCAUAUGUGCUGAUGCAUUUAACAAGUUCCUGCCUUUCUGCACGGGGUUUGCUGCUGGAUGUAUGAUUUGGAUGGUUGUUGCUGAGGUGCUUCCUGACGCAUUCAAGGAAGCUUCUCCCCCUCAAGUGGCAUCAGCAGCCACGCUUUCUGUGGCAUUCAUGGAAGCUCUUAGCACCCUGUUCCAGAGUUUCAGUCAUGACUACAAUGCAGAGGAUGCUUCUGGUUUUUUCGUUUCGUUGCUCUUUGGUCUUGGGCCAUUGCUUGGUGGCUGUAUUCUUGUUUCCUUUGCGCUUGCUCUCCAUCUUCAGCAUGCGUUUCUCAUGGGUGCAGCCUCAGGAAUCGCCAUCAUUCUUGGUGCCUGGCGACCACUGCAACUACUUGUGUCUUUGAAGAUGGGGUGUGUCUCUAUGUUGCUAUUGCUUGUCGCAGGAGGUGCAUUUGUCCAUGUUACAAGCUCCAGUAUAUUGAAUAUGGCAAGUUGCAAAAGAGCAUCUGUGAAUAAUUUACCAUCCGUAACUGGAUUUCCAGUAAGUGUUCUCACCCUCCAGUCAUUCUUAGCCUGUGGUGCAGUCGCCUUCCAUGCAUUAGCAGAGGGGCUUGCACUAGGAGUUGCUGCACCAAAAGCUUAUGGACUUGGUCGGCACAUGGUCCUUCCUGUCUCACUCCAUGGGCUACCUCGGGGUGCUGCAGUUGCUAGCUGUAUCUUUGGUACCACUGACAGUUGGCAUGGAUCUCUUGCAUCAGCUGCUGUAAUUGGAUUUAUGAGUCCAAUAUCUGCAUUUGGAGCUAUACUUGCUGGAAUUGAUUACAGUGGCCUCAAUCAUGUGAUGGUUUUGGCGUGUGGAGGAUUACUCCCCACCUUUGGGAGGAUAAUUCAGAGGGCUGUAAGGUUGGAUAUGCGAAGAAGUAUUUCUGGGCUGGUGGUGGGGAUGGGAUUUGCCACUCUCUGUUUAACAUUCACUAAAUUGGUUUGCUUGCACACACCUUACUGCAACUCAGCUCCAGAAGCCGUGAGAUGAAAUAUUUUGAUGAUGAACUAGAGGUUAUAUAGGUCAUCUAGUUAUUGAAAUGCCUUGUUUUGGCAAUUUAACUUGCCCGAUUGCGGGCAUGAUAGAUUUGUAGAAUACCUUCUGAGAGAGAACAAUAUGAUGCAAUGGUAAGUGAAAUUCUUACGUACGAAAGAAAAUAUGAAUUUUUUUCUUUUUCAGUUUUUUUUUAUUUUUAUUUCUUUUAUACUCUCUUCUGUAUAGUAAUUUGUCAGGAGAGCAAGUGACUGCUGAUGGGGAAUAUCCUACUCUUUAUGUCUAGAUAUCUAGGUUUAGAUGACUGUGUCUUUAUAUCUAAAAUUUAGUAAUUAAUCUUGUG
Carica papaya (papaya) is the source of this 2323-nucleotide messenger RNA. Its product is annotated as ZIP metal ion transporter family. Gene Ontology annotation, biological process: zinc ion transmembrane transport. Lineage: Eukaryota; Viridiplantae; Streptophyta; Magnoliopsida; Brassicales; Caricaceae. The record is from RefSeq and is a predicted model, not a curated record. Gene Ontology annotation, cellular component: membrane. Gene Ontology annotation, molecular function: zinc ion transmembrane transporter activity.